Molecule: messenger RNA, 1770 nt
Organism: Phlebotomus papatasi
Lineage: Eukaryota; Metazoa; Arthropoda; Insecta; Diptera; Psychodidae
Product: probable cytochrome P450 28a5
Exons: 3
Coding region: 198-1694 (498 amino acids)
Molecular function (GO): oxidoreductase activity, acting on paired donors, with incorporation or reduction of molecular oxygen; heme binding; monooxygenase activity
Source: RefSeq, a predicted model, not a curated record
AUAAAAAAUACCGCCCAAAGUGCGCAAGACACGGCUUAAAUAUUCACCGCGAUUCGUUUAGUAAAUUUUUAUCUGGGAAGCACGGCAUAUAGAAAAUGCUUUAUCAAGGCGGGUGAUAGUCCACGCAAAGCAGUUUCGUCCGUGGCAGUGCUUGAACCAAAUCAAAUUUUAAUUUAAUAAAAAAAAGUGUUGGAAAAAUGUUAUUCCUCCUAACUUUUCUUUGUGGAAUUGUUAUUGCCAUUUACGUCUACUUUACGUGGCAUUUUGAUCAUUGGAUCAAGAAGGGCAUUCCUGGUCCUAAUCCCAGGUUCUUCUUCGGCAAUUUCCCCAGCAAUGUGACUCAGAGCCGAAACAUGGUUUACGAUGCUCAUGAUAUUUAUCAAACAUAUCGCGAUAAGUUUUCAUUUGUUGGAUUUUAUCAUAUGAGAGCACCGGGUCUGAUGGCUCUUUGCCCUGACACAGUUAAGGAGAUUCUUAUCAAGAAGUUUAGGAAUUUCCAUGAUAAUGAAUUUGCCGAUAUGGGUGAUAAGGAUGUAGACAGGAUGUUCAGCAGAAAUCCUUUUAUGCUGCAAGGAGAUGAAUGGAAGGAGAAAAGAGCAGAAAUAACACCGGCAUUUACUCCUGCAAGAAUCAAGACAAUGUUCCCUGUGAUAGAGGAUGUCUGCCAACGAAUGAAUAAUUAUGUGAAAACCCACAAUAGGGAUGCAAUUGAUGUGAGAGAAAUGUGUGCUAAAUAUGCAACAGAUGUUGUAUCGAGUUGUAUCUUUGGCCUCGAUGCUGAAUCCUUUACAAAGGACAAGCCUCUCAUUAGAGAAAUGGGCAUUAAGCUGAUGAAUCCGUCAUUCUCAGCUAUUGCCUACUUCAUCCUCAUUGAGAUCCUUCCCUUCAUGCGACACAUCAUUAAGAUGCCAUUUGUUCCCAAGGAAGUUGAGAACUUCUUUGUCAAUCUCAUGAAGGAUGCAAUAGCCCUGAGGAAGAAGAACAAGAUUGAAAGAAUUGAUUUUCUGCAGUAUCUCUUGGAAUUGCAAGAGAGGAAAAAUUUAGCAGAGAUUGACAUGGUUGCUCAUGCUGUGACCUUCUUCCUGGAUGGCUUUGAAACAUCCAGCGUUGCUAUGUCCUAUGCUCUCUACGAAUUGGCAAAAAAUCCUGACAUCCAAAGUAAACUCCGCAAUGAGAUCAAAGAGACUGAGCUCAAGAAUGGAAAGAUAUCAUUUGAGAACCUCCUUGAGAUGCCUUACCUGGAGCAAGUGGUAAUGGAGACUCUAAGGAGACGUUCUCCAGCUCUUUUGCUGUCCAAGAAAUGUACAGAAAGUUGCAAAUUGGAACUUGUUGAUGGGGAAAUGAAGACAAUAGAUGAGGGUGUUUCAAUCAUGAUCCCCAUCUAUAGCAUUCACCUUGAUCCUCUGUACUACGACAAUCCUGAAGAAUUCGAUCCUGAACGUUUUAGUCCGGAAAAGGGAGGAACGAAACUUUAUCGUGAUAAGGGUGUCUUCAUUCCCUUCAGUGAUGGUCCCAGGGCUUGUCUUGGACAGAAAUUUGCACUAACCCAAGUCAAAGCAGGAAUUGUUGAUAUCGUGAAGAAUUACGAACUUAUGCCUAACUCUAAAACUGAAGAACCGAUUGUCAUAGCUCCUGGAGAAUUUACAUCAGCUCCAGUUGGAGGACUAUGGCUCAAUUUCAAGGAUUUAAACUAGUUUAAUUUGCAAUUGUAAAAAUAAAUUGUUAAAUGAAAUCCUGGGUAUAAAUAAAUAAAAUGGAUAAAAGAAUAAA